This is a messenger RNA of Oxyura jamaicensis (ruddy duck), 3566 nucleotides long. It is a transcript of the gene NAMPT, whose product is annotated as nicotinamide phosphoribosyltransferase. The transcript has 12 exons. The record is from RefSeq and is a predicted model, not a curated record. NCBI's taxonomy places the organism in Eukaryota, Metazoa, Chordata, Aves, Anseriformes, Anatidae. Gene Ontology annotation, biological process: NAD+ biosynthetic process. Bases 79 to 1578 code for a protein of 499 amino acids. Gene Ontology annotation, molecular function: nicotinamide phosphoribosyltransferase activity.
GGCGGCGCAGCCCAGUCCGCGCCGUGCCCGCGCCUCGCCCCGCCGUGCCGUGCCCGCGCUCUGCCGGGGCCCGGCGCCAUGGAGUGCGCGGCGGCGGGGGCCGAGUUCAACAUCCUGCUCGCCACCGACUCCUACAAGGUUACACACUACAAGCAAUAUCCACCGAACACAAGCAAAGUAUAUUCCUACUUCGAAUGUCGUGAAAAGAAGACGGAAAAUUCCAAAUUAAGGAAAGUGAAAUAUGAAGAAACUGUUUUUUAUGGCUUGCAAUACAUUCUGAAUAAAUACUUAAAAGGUAAAGUGGUAACCAAAGAGAAAAUCAAGGAAGCCAAAGAAGUGUAUAGGGAGCACUUUCAAGACGAUGUCUUCAAUGAAAAGGGAUGGAACUAUAUUCUGGAGAAAUAUGAUGGCCAUCUUCCUAUUGAAAUAAAGGCUGUUCCUGAGGGCUCUGUCAUUCCCAGAGGAAAUGUUCUCUUCACAGUAGAAAACACAGAUCCAGAAUGCUACUGGCUCACAAACUGGAUUGAGACUAUUCUUGUUCAGUCAUGGUAUCCAAUCACAGUAGCUACGAAUUCUAGAGAACAGAAAAAGAUUUUGGCCAAGUAUUUGCUGGAGACUUCUGGCAGCUUAGAAGGACUGGAAUAUAAACUGCAUGACUUUGGCUACAGAGGAGUUUCUUCACAAGAGACUGCAGGAAUAGGAGCUUCAGCUCAUUUGGUAAACUUCAAGGGAACAGACACUGUAGCUGGAAUUGCAUUAAUUAAAAAGUACUAUGGAACAAAAGAUCCAGUUCCAGGAUAUUCUGUUCCAGCUGCUGAACACAGUACCAUAACAGCUUGGGGGAAAGAUCACGAAAAAGAUGCUUUUGAACACAUAGUGACACAGUUUUCUUCGGUGCCUGUAUCUGUGGUUAGCGACAGCUAUGACAUUUACAAUGCUUGUGAAAAAAUAUGGGGUGAUGACUUAAGGCAUAUAAUUGAAGCCCGAAGUCCAGAGGCACCGCUUAUUAUUAGACCAGAUUCUGGGAAUCCUCUCGACACUGUUUUAAAGGUCUUGGAGAUCUUAGGGAAGAAGUUUCCCAUUACAGAGAACUCUAAAGGCUACAAACUGCUGCCACCCUAUCUCAGAGUUAUUCAAGGGGAUGGUGUGGAUAUCAACACAUUGCAAGAGGGAUUGCUGGUAGAACAGAUUGUGGAAGGAAUGAAGAAGAAUAAAUGGAGUAUUGAGAAUAUCGCCUUUGGAUCUGGUGGAGCGUUGUUGCAGAAACUAACCAGAGAUCUCUUAAACUGUUCCUUCAAAUGUAGCUACGUGGUGACCAACGGUCUUGGGGUAAAUGUCUUCAAGGAUCCAGUAGCCGAUCCAAACAAACGGUCAAAGAAAGGCCGACUGUCUUUGCAUAGGACACCUGCUGGAGAUUAUGUGACACUUGAAGAAGGCAAGGGAGAUCUUGAAGAGUAUGGACAGGAUCUCCUUCAUACAGUAUUUAAGAAUGGAAAGGUAACGAAGUCAUAUUCAUUUGAUGAAGUAAGACAAAAUGCCAGGCUGAAGAACAGUGAACUAGAAAUGGCGUCUCACUAAGUUUCAUUCCUUGUCCGUGUAUGUGUGUGUAACAAGUAUGUACUGCAUAGCUACUGGGUUUACUGUACAGAUUUGUGUGUUUGUGUUUUAUGACAUUGCAGCCAAAUUAUUUGUUGGUUUAUGGACAUACUGCCCUAUCUUUUGCCAGUCUUUAGAAAAGAUGAAAUCAGGAAAUGGUACUUACAAUGUAAAACAUAUUUAAUGCUCAAGUGUGCUUUUUAGGGCCCUUUGCCAGUAGUGAUUCAAUCUGGUAUUGAUCUUUUCACAAAUGAGACAGAGCUGAGAAACUUUUUUAUAUAUAACAGAAUAUCACAAAAUGGAUUUACAUAAAAUUAUCAUGAUUGCUUUAUGUUUAUAUUUAACUUGUAUUUUUGUACAAACAAGAUUGUGUAAAAUAUAUUUAAAGUUUCAAUAAUUAAGUCUUUCCAACUUUUCAUGAUUUUUAUGAGCACAGACUUUCAAGAAAAUAUUUGGUGGGGGGGAGAAUCCAUUGCCUUUUGUCCAUUAAUCAGCAAAUAAAACAUGGCCUUAAAGUUUGUUGUGACAUUGUACCAUUUGACGACUAAAUCAGGACUUGUAUUUCCUUAAGAUCCCAUAGAAUUGCUGACCUCACCGUUUCUUGUAGUUGUCUGUAUUAGUUAAUCUACAUUAAAGAAACUUACUGUUCUUACUAGAAGGUUUAGGUACUACAGACCUUGCUGGCAUGGUAAGGUGUAUAAAUGGAAUGCCAAAUUUGAAAGGAUUCUCUACUGCAACUUAACUUGCCAAGUCUAUCCCACUUGGCACAUGCACCUCAUAUUUUAAGAGUAAAGUUUUUAAGAGAUCUCCUCUUCCACUAUAGAAUAUAUGUGUAAAAUACUGAAAUAUGGAAGCGGUGUAUUUUAAAGUAAUUACACUUCUGGGUUUAUUUUUCAUAUACUGUAAGUGACAUGACUUUAAAGCAAAAUACUGGACUCGGUAGUGCACUUUUUUACUUUUUUGUAUUUUUUUCAUUGAUUUGCCUUUUGUCAGACUGGAUGUUAAAUUGUAAAAAAAAAAAAAAAAAAGUUUAACUAUUUUUGUUAACAACUUUAAUAAAACUUUAUGCUAGCCAAUCUCCUACAUGAAUGGCAGACCUGUUUCCCCUUCUCCCCUGUCUCAUUGGGGCAAGGAGGGGCUUUUAUUUUGCAGAGGGUAACUGUAAAAACAAGGUUUCAGAGAGAGUUUUGAACUGUCUGCACUCGAUUGUACUUGCUCUCUGCAUAUGCUUGAUUUGAAUAUCUGCUAGAAAACAAAACUGAGGAUUUUAUUUGAGAAGCUAUGUAGUAACCUCUGAAAUGUUUGGAAGUACUGUAGGAUGGCUCUCACUAGAAAAGGAAUACCUCCCUUAUUUAAAGAAAAAAAGAAAAAAAUGGCUUCUGUAUUUUGUUUAUGAUCAACUGUCAGACAAUGACUUAAUAUACUGAUGUAAUUAAUGCUUCUAAUUAGAAAAUGAUGUUACAGGAAAAUGUUAGGGGUCCUCUAAAAUCACUUAAGCCUACAAAAACUAUACAAAAUAUGCUUUUAAAGGAAGAUUGAAAAGCCAUACUUCAUUGUUUUCUUUCUGUCACCAAGGACCACAUCAAAGCAUUCAUAAUAUUUCCAGGGUUUGUGGUUAAGACAUUUAUGCCCAGUCUCAAUAGUUCUUGUUAAUAAAAACUUGUUUUCCACUCUUAGUGUAUGUAAUUAUACAUUUAAGUGAUGUCUUGUUUCAAAAAUAGUGCUUUAGUAAAACUUUAAAUGCUGACCUUUCACACUGAGGUACUGCCUUCCCUUUGCUAUUAAUGAUAUUGUUUGUAUUUGGCCAAGAAAAAAAUUAAAUCUGGACUUAGGAUCAAUAGCAGGUAAAUAGAACAGAGCCUAUUUUACUCCUCCAGAUAUGUACUAGGGAAUUUUAUGAUGUAUGGUUUAAAAAAUAAGAGUAAAUGCUGCUUUCAUUCUGUACCAAUAAAAAUUUUGAUAACUAUUAA